Molecule: messenger RNA, 1602 nt
Organism: Penicillium paradoxum
Lineage: Eukaryota; Fungi; Ascomycota; Eurotiomycetes; Eurotiales; Aspergillaceae
Product: MFS transporter
Exons: 2
Biological process (GO): transmembrane transport
Molecular function (GO): transmembrane transporter activity
Source: RefSeq, a predicted model, not a curated record
UUUCCGUUGCACACGUACUUUCUUCAGAUCCUCAAAACAAUCAUGAGCAUCCAUCUAUUUGACUCAAACACCAUAACCCCCUGCCUCAGUAUGGAUCAACGUGAUCCUAUCGAACUGAGCACUGAGAUGAUUCGGGAUAAGGAAAGCGAAACGGACGUUGAACCUGCUAAUGAACCUGCAAAAAUGCCCGAGUCCAAAGAUCCCAAUCUUGUUGACUUCGACGGCCCAGCAGACCCCGCGAACCCUCAGAACUUCACCAAUCUGCGCAAAUGGAUCAUCACGUUGACGAUGUCUUCUAUGACCGCAUGGAUCGCCUUUGCGUCCAGUGUCUUUUCGGCUGCGACCAAGGUGACCGCGGAAAAAUUCAAUGUGUCUACUGAGGUCAUGAUUCUCGGUACUAGUCUGGUUGUGUUUGGUUUCGCGCUAGGUCCUCUGUUCUGGGCGCCUCUAAGUGAACUAUACGGCCGUCGUAUUCCGCUGUUCUCGGGUUAUCUCAUCUUCGCCAUCUUCCAGAUUCCCGUGGCAGUUGCGCAGAACGUUGAAACCAUCCUGGUCUGCCGUUUUUUCGUUGGUCUCUUUGGCUGCUCGUCUUUGGCUGUCGUCGGCGGUGCUAUGGCUGAUAUCUGGGAUCCUGUGGAUCGCGCAGUGGCUAUUGCUAUAUUCAGCUCAGCUACUUUCCUGGGACCUGUUCUCGGUCCAAUUGUUGGUGGAUUCAUCACAGAUUCAUACCUUGGUUGGCGCUGGACUGCAUGGAUUACCUUGAUUGCAUCCGGUACCAUUGGUUUGAUCGCCCUCUUCGUUAUUCCCGAGACCUACGCCCCAGCCAUUCUACAAAAGCGAGCUGCCCGUCUUCGCGUCGAGACGAACAACCAGGCCUUGUAUUCCUUCUUGGAUAAACACAAGCCCUCGAUGUCUGACAUCGUUACCAAGUACAUAUUCCGACCCCUGCAGAUGCUCGUUCAAGAGCCAAUUCUGCUCGCCAUCACUUUGUACAUCGCCUUGAUCUACGGAAUCCUCUAUCUCUUCUUCGAGGCCUACCCAAUCUCCUUCGGUGAAGUCCGGGGCUGGACUCACGAAGGCAUAGCUGCCCUCCCAUUCAUCGGCCUUCUCAUCGGCGUCAUUAUCGGUGUCUGCCUCGUCAUCUACACCACAAAGACCCGGUUUGCACGCAAACUUGCAAAACACGGCAAAGUUGUGCCGGAAGAGCGUCUUGUGCCAAUGAUGGUCGCAUCGGUGCUGCUGCCAAUGGGUCUGUUCUGGUUCGGCUGGACUUCAAACCCACACAUCUCAUGGGUGCCGCAGGUCAUUUCUGGUGUACCUAUCGGUCUGGGUAUCCUGGUUAUCUUCAUGCAGGGUCUGAACUAUAUCAUCGAUGUUUACAUGAUGUUCGCCAACUCCGCCAUCGCGGCGAACACUCUUAUCCGCUCUAUAAUCGGUGGUGCAUUCCCUCUUUUUGCCACGCAUAUGUACCGGAAUCUCGGUGUUAGCUGGGCAACUAGUGUGCUGGGCUUUGUAAGUGUGGCUAUGGUUCCCAUUCCGUUCUUGUUCUUCAUCUUUGGUGCUAGGAUCCGCGCUAUGAGCAAGUUCAGCCCUAAGUUUUAG